AGUGACGUCACCUCGAGCGAGAAGGAAGCGGAGCGCUCUCUGGAAGCUGUCACACAGUAGUUGUGGCGAAAGCAAGAGAAACCCUUUCCGCACGCGCGCACCCAACUGUUGCGCUACACGGACAAACGGCACGGCAGAAAAACAACGGCAUACUUAUUUGACAGCAACUUUAACAUACUCUGCGGGGAAUUAUUCUCUCCUGUUUCUGUAAUGGCUGAUGUCAUACAAAGCAACGAGCAAUCCUCAUCUGACGUUGAAAAUCGAUUCGCCCGUAAAGGUGCUUUGAGGCAGAAAAACGUCCAUGAAGUGAAAAACCACAAAUUUAUUGCCAGGUUCUUCAAGCAGCCGACUUUCUGCAGUCACUGCACUGAAUUUAUUUGGGGGUUUGGAAAGCAAGGAUUUCAGUGCCAAGUGUGCUGUUUUGUGGUCCAUAAACGUUGCCAUGAAUUUGUUACAUUCUCAUGCCCUGGAGCUGAUAAAGGGCCAGACACAGACGACCCUAGAAGCAAGCACAAGUUUAAGAUCCACACCUAUGGCAGUCCCACGUUCUGUGACCACUGUGGAUCUCUUCUGUAUGGACUCAUACACCAAGGGGUGAAAUGUGACUCCUGUGAUAUGAACGUCCAUAAGCAAUGUGUGAUGAAUGUGCCAAGCCUUUGUGGCACGGACCACACAGAGAGACGAGGACGUGUUUACUUGAAGAUCGAGGUGAUAGGAGACAAAAUGCAUGUCACAAUUGGGGAAGGCAAGAACUUGAUUCCAAUGGACCCGAAUGGAUUGUCUGAUCCAUAUGUAAAACUCAAGUUGAUUCCAGACCCUAAACAUGAGACGAAACAGAAAACGAAAACCAUCCGUUCUUCCCUGAAUCCGGCUUGGAAUGAGUCAUUUACAUUUAAACUGAAGCCAACAGAUAAGGACCGUCGGCUGUCUGUGGAGGUGUGGGACUGGGACAGAACCACCCGUAAUGAUUUCAUGGGCUCAAUGUCGUUUGGUGUGUCUGAGCUCAUGAAAUCCUCAGUGUGUGGAUGGUUUAAAAUGUUAAACCAGGAGGAGGGGGAGUACUACAAUGUGCCUAUUCCAGAUGAAGAUGAUGAGAAUACUGAGCUCCGACAAAAGUUUGAGAAAGCCAAAUUGGGUCCAGGCAAAAAAAACAUCACCAAUUUGGAUGACAGUGGGUCCACUUUACCCUCAAGCAGUUUGGACAGUGUCAAGCUCACAGACUUUAAUUUCUUGACAGUAUUGGGAAAAGGCAGUUUUGGAAAGGUGAUGCUGGCUGAGAUGAAGUCUUCUGAUGAGCUAUAUGCUAUAAAGAUCCUGAAGAAGGAUGUGGUCAUCCAGGAUGAUGAUGUUGAAUGCACCAUGGUUGAGAAGAGGGUUCUGGCUCAACAGGACAAACCUCCAUUCCUCACACACCUCCACUCCUGCUUUCAGACUGUGGAUCGUCUGUAUUUCGUGAUGGAGUAUGUUAAUGGUGGUGAUCUGAUGUACCACAUCCAGCAAGUGGGCAAAUUUAAGGAGCCACAAGCAGUGUUCUACGCUGCAGAGAUUGCUGUUGGGCUUUUUUUCUUGCACAAGAAAGGAGUCAUAUACAGGGAUCUGAAAUUAGAUAAUGUCAUGCUGGAUGCAGAGGGACAUAUUAAGAUUGCAGACUUCGGUAUGUGCAAGGAGAAUAUUGUGGAGGGUGUGACCACCCGUACAUUUUGUGGAACGCCAGACUACAUUGCUCCAGAGAUAAUAGCAUAUCAGCCUUAUGGCCGUUCUGUGGACUGGUGGGCUUAUGGAGUCCUGCUGUACGAGAUGCUGGCUGGACAGCCUCCAUUUGAUGGUGAGGAUGAAGAUGAACUUUUCCAGUCCAUUAUGGAGCACAACGUCUCCUACCCUAAAUCCAUGUCCAAAGAAGCAGUUUCCAUCUGCAAAGGGCUGAUGACAAAACACCCUUCAAAGCGUCUGGGCUGCAGCCUAGAUGGGGAGAGAGAUAUUCGGGAACAUGCUUUCUUCCGUCGGAUUGACUGGGAACGUCUGGAAAAUAGAGAAAUACAGCCUCCAUUCAAACCCAAAGUGUGUGGAAAAGGGGCAGAGAACUUUGACAAGUUCUUCACACGCACACAGCCACAGCUGACCCCUCCUGAUGAGCUGGUUAUCGCCAACAUCGACCAGGCUGAAUUUGAUGGAUUUUCCUUCAUCAACCCUCAGUUCGUCCAUCCUUCCGUCAUCAACAGUGAAUAAAAUGGGAAAAAGAGGGAAUGAAUAUGAAUCUACCUACUACCCUCAAACUCUGCCCUUGCCUUUACCCUUUUAUCUAACAAAUGUUAAACCAAAACCACAGUUAUCUCUAAUUGUCAUGUCUUUUUUGUUUAAAAAUCUAGCAAUUCUUUAACACAUUUUUCACAUGUUCAUUAACAAUUUCAAUGUAGGCCAGUCGAAGAGUUUACCUUUAUGGUUGAAAAUAGAUUGAAAGAUUAAAACAAAAAAAACUGAGUAACACUUAAACUCUGGUUAGGAAGGGCUGUUUACAUUACAAACUGAUUGUCUGACUUAGUGCAGACCAGUUUUUAAAAGUCUAGGAGACCAUCUUAUCUCAGCCGCUGGUGGCUGAUACAGCAUGAUUUCACCACGUAUAUCCUGAUUUUGCUGAGUUGUGUUCAUAUUUUGUUGACCCUGGAACAACAUUUUAAUCCAAAAAUGUAGUCUUGACCAUAUCCCUACACCUAAACUUAACCUUAACCAUGAGUAUUCCCUAAAAUCAGAGGAAAUGAUAGAUGAAUGACACUGAUGUCCAAGCACCAAAACACUGAUUGUAGGCCUAAACUUCACAAAAACUAUAAAUUGGUUCUUCAAGUCUGAUUGGUUAAUCACAAUGUUGUUCCAGGGUCAACGAAGGUGUUGAUCCAGGAAAAUGUCGUACUUGGUAAAAUCAGGUUCUGCAUUUCACCACAUCUACCCAAAGCCCAAUAACAAAUAUAGAGUUGUGUGCUUCCUAAGACAGUCUUCCCAUUCAGGAUUUCUAAAGGUAAUCACCAAAGCCAAUGGGGUUUCUGUCUUCCCCUUAGCACUAUACCAAUUUAUCUAUUUACAGAAUUACUUCUGGUGUGCUUCAGUACUCACUUCUGGAGUCUCCGGUGUUUUCUCAUUGUAAGUGUCGUUAAAUGUUUUAAAUAAUAUACUAAACAUCUCUCAGUCUAAUAUUUGCACAUAUUUCAGGUAUGACAUGACAACUUGGCACACCAGUUUAACAACUUGUUUGCAUUUUUUGUUUGUUCUAUAGUAAAAAAGCAUGCCAAGAGUUUCUGCUACUCACAAGCCGACAGAGCUGUAGAUUCGUGAGAUGUUAUGAUAGGUUUCAUGUUUCAAGAUACCCAUAUAUUACCCAAAUGACAGAAUAAUAAAGGUAUUACCUCGUUAUCCCUUUAA
Messenger RNA from Cyprinus carpio (common carp), 3411 nucleotides. RefSeq names its product protein kinase C, alpha, a (gene prkcaa). Lineage: Eukaryota; Metazoa; Chordata; Actinopteri; Cypriniformes; Cyprinidae. The record is from RefSeq and is a predicted model, not a curated record. Gene Ontology annotation, molecular function: diacylglycerol-dependent serine/threonine kinase activity; ATP binding; zinc ion binding. Gene Ontology annotation, biological process: protein phosphorylation.